This is a messenger RNA of Zophobas morio, 1811 nucleotides long. Its product is annotated as sialin-like. NCBI's taxonomy places the organism in Eukaryota, Metazoa, Arthropoda, Insecta, Coleoptera, Tenebrionidae. Gene Ontology annotation, molecular function: transmembrane transporter activity. Gene Ontology annotation, biological process: transmembrane transport; monoatomic anion transport. Bases 169 to 1602 code for a protein of 477 amino acids. The transcript is spliced from 7 exons. Gene Ontology annotation, cellular component: membrane. The record is from RefSeq and is a predicted model, not a curated record.
ACAGUAAGGAUAAGGCUUGAAACGAUAACGCACCAAACGUCACACUUUAAUCACAACCGCAAGAACUAACACAGUUGUUAAAAUCGUAAUACUCACAAAUAUUGUGCACUGGUGACAGUUACUUUUUAUUGUUCAAGUUUGGUGUUGGUUUCAAAUUUACAAACAACAAUGAAGGCACCUCCCAUACGCUUCUGGAUCGCGGUGAUGAUUUUUUUUACCACUUUCACGAAUUACAUGCUCAGGGCGAACAUGUCGGUCAGCAUCAUCAAAAUGGUCGACAGGAAAGCCAGGAAUUUUACGCCCCCGUGCAAAGAAGGACAGGUGGAAGUAGUGGCAAACGAAGUGAAGUCAGAAGAUAUCAACGAAACACGCUACCAAUGGAACGAAAACGAAGUGGGCUUCAUCCUCACGGCCUACUUCUACGGCUACAUCGUCACAGUGAUGCCCGGAGGAAUCCUCUCCGAAAUGCUCGGUCCAUUCCACGUCAUACUCUGGACUAGCCUCGGUUCCGCAAUCCUCACAGCUUUCACCCCCCUGUGUGCCGAACUAGGGGUCUAUGGAGUAGUCGCCAACAGAUUUGUCGUGGGUUUGCUGGGAGGUGUUGCUUAUCCCGCCGUCAACGUACUCAUAGCAAAGUGGGCACCUCCCAAAGAAAAAGGCAAAUUCCUGGCAGCCAUGAUGGGUAACACUAUGGGAACGUUGGUGUCCUUCAAUAUGGUAGGAUGGGCUACGGCGCUGUGGGGUUGGGCUUGGGGGUUCUACGUCUUGGUGUUUGUAAUGCUUCUGUUUUGUGUGGCUUUUGCGGUACUGGUGAGGGAUACUCCAGAGAAGCAUCCCUGGAUUUCUAAACGGGAGAAGGCUUAUAUUAUAGUGUCACAGGAGGGGCACGUUUCAUCCAAAAAGAAAGUACCUCCCUAUAGGAAAAUUUUCACAAGUAUCCCCUUCUGGGUCGUCACUAUCGCCCAAUUCGGCAACCUGUGGGGUCUCAACCUCAUCCUCUCCUACGGCCCGAAAUACCUAGCCGAGACUUUAGGCUUCAACCUGAAAGCGUCUGCCGGCCUAGCCGCCCUUCCCUACAUCGCCAGACUAUUAGCCAGCCAGGUCUUCGGAAUCGUGGGCGACCACAUGAGGAAAAAAGGAACGAUGAGCUUAACCAAAAUCCGAAAGUUCUUCAUAAUCUUUUCACAUUUCGUACCGGCGGCUUGCAUGUUCCUGAUUAGAGCGGCUGGGUGCCACCAUGUCGGCGUGUUGGUACUACUGAUCCUUAAUCAGGCUUUCAAUGGCGCGGUGGUGGUCAGCCAACUGAUUAACCCGCAGGAUCUGGCGCCGAACUUUUCUGGAACGGUUUUCGGGAUGAUGAACUUUUUCGGGAUGAUGACGGGGAUCUUCGUGCCGACGAUCACGGGAGCUUUGAAUGAACACUAUGACAUGGGGUUGAUGGCGGCUACUAUUAUCUACAUGAUAGGAGGUAUCGUGCUCAGUAUUUGUGGGCUAGUAUUUUUCUUCUUUGGGACUGCUGAAGUGCAGCCUUGGAAUGAAAUUGAGGAGGAUGCGGAGAAGGAAGACGAUAUUGAGAAAGAGGAUAAUGAGAAGGCAGAGUAAUUUCUGAUCUGAUUGUUAUUGCUCUCGUUGCAGCUCAACAUGUAAAUUAGUAUGCAGUGUUUAAAAACUGUUCAGGGUUUUUAGUUUUAUUAGUUACUAUAUUAGUAAUUUCUCAGUUUUAUACAGUGCGCAAUCGUUGUCCCAGUGUACUUGAGCUUUAGUGGAAUCUACUAUAAAACUGUACGCACAAAAAAUUUAAAAAAUAAAAC